Molecule: messenger RNA, 1736 nt
Organism: Lytechinus pictus (painted urchin)
Lineage: Eukaryota; Metazoa; Echinodermata; Echinoidea; Temnopleuroida; Toxopneustidae
Product: carbohydrate sulfotransferase 1-like
Exons: 1
Coding region: 7-1245 (412 amino acids)
Biological process (GO): N-acetylglucosamine metabolic process; sulfur compound metabolic process
Molecular function (GO): N-acetylglucosamine 6-O-sulfotransferase activity
Source: RefSeq, a predicted model, not a curated record
GGAUUUAUGCCGACGUUCGCAGUAGCAAAGGAAGUUUUGAACUCUGGACAACUAUACGGGUUUUCGCGUGCCAUAUCGAAUGAUGAUUUUAAUGAUUCAUUCAAAGAUGGCAGUAUCUUUGAGUAUCGUGGAAACAAAUUGGGAGAUUCAAAGGAGUCACAUCCUAAAAAGCACAUCAAGAAUGAUACUCUCGUUGACGUUAUCGAAAUAUCUAGAGAGGGAAUUAUAUCAAGGGAAAAUUCAUCUGAGGAAUAUCACCUUCAAAACUUUCAGAAUACAGAAGGAAUCCACCGAUUGCCACUCAAAAUGAUUGAGACGCCGUCCCCAACAGCAUCACCACAACGUGGCCAAAUAAUAAUUGUCACAACAAAACGCUCUGGAUCAUCUUUUGUUGGAGAAUUGUUUAAUUCGAAUCCAGAUAUAUUUUACAUGUAUGAGCCUUUGCUUCAUGUGACUUUCGAUGUAUUGAAUCACCGUGUAAAAAACGAGCAGGCCGAUGCAGUAAUGCUCUCUGUGUGGAACCGCACUCUCCGUUGUAACUAUUUAAGUUCCAGUCAAGGACCUGAUAACUGGCUGAGACGAGGUGGUUGUAAAACUUGCCAGGUAUCAGAAGCAUUGAACAGAUCUAAGCUCAUCUGUCCAGAACCGACGAUCCCCAGGAUAGAGGUUGGAUCGAUCAUCUCCAAACUGUGCUCCGAUCACACUUACACCGUUCUGAAAACGAUAAGAGUAAAUGACAUCAAGGACCUAAGGAGUUUCCUUGAGGAUCCGAGCUUGAACCUUAAGAUCAUCCAUCUCGUCCGCGAUCCUAGGGCAGUCAUAAAUUCUCGUCGUAAACUCAAAGAGCCCAACUAUGAUUUGAAGCGACGGAAGGGUCCUCAUGCAGACGAGAUCACGGAUCUAUGCGAGCAUAUGGCUAGAAAUCUACAGUACAACGACGAACAACCAAGUUGGUUAAAGAGAAAAUACAUGCUAGUGCGCUUUGAGGAUGUAGCGAAAAAUCCUUUAGACGAAAUACAGCGGAUGUAUCAGCACUUAGGAAUGAAGAUUCACCCGAAUGUACUAAGUUGGGUGAAGAACAAUACUCACAGUGUAUCAGAGGCGGAUCGUCCGUUUUCACGAACACGAGACUCAGAUAAGGUCAUCAAUGCCUGGAAGAACAGUAUUCCUGAAACGAUAAGAAAAGAGGUAGAAGGAAAGUGUAGUCACGUGAUGAAUUCAUUAUCGUAUCUACCAGUGGUGUGAUACUGCACAGUGCGUACAAUACAAAUGUGGAUAUUGUUAUUCUUUUUAGGAAUCAACGUACACUCUACAAAUUUCCAAGUUUUUUGUGGGUGAAUCCCUUUCAUUGUAAUUAAAUUAUGAAUAGGCCUUCUUGAUACGUUUGUUUUGAAAAAACAACAACGAAACUCAUCGUUAUCUUUUCUAUGAAAAAAAGAAGAAUAUUUGUGUCGUCACCUCAAGGGACCGAAGUUAGACUGUCAAUAUUUCUUAUCUAAUCAAAAUUACCUCCAGUGCCGUUACUGUAGAUUUGCAAUCAGAUCUUCCUGAAAUAGAAAGGAAGGGGUAGAUUUGGGGUCAUUUCUACAGCUUAUUUUAAGAAACCAAUUUGGAUUUCAAAGCAUUUCUCCUAUUCGAUUCGCUUCUACAUACCAUUUCUCAGUCUAUAAUAAAUAAAUUAUUUUCAUCAUGACCAUAUAGAAACUACUCGAAGAAGGUCGUAUGGAUUGAAUUAU